This is a messenger RNA of Danaus chrysippus (African queen), 303 nucleotides long. The record is from the annotation of a GenBank genome assembly. Lineage: Eukaryota; Metazoa; Arthropoda; Insecta; Lepidoptera; Nymphalidae.
AUGUCUAUAUCACCAUUUUUCCGUAACCCUGUUACGGAUGUAACGGGUGGGCUGGUCUCCCACCAAAUGCUGGGUGACUGUCAGAAGCAGGAGAUGCGUUUCAUGGACUGCCUGGAAGCCUACGGUCUGGAUCGUGGUAGAGUAAAGUGCUCCAAUUUAUUUGAAGACUUUCACGAGUGUCAGACCAAGACUAAACAAUUUAAGAGAUUUAUGGCUAUGAGGAGGGAGAGAGACCGACAAAUAGCUGAAGGAAAACUCAAGGGUGAUGACAAAUACCUGAGCCCCAAAAUUGAUAGUUUUUGA